Molecule: messenger RNA, 291 nt
Organism: Paraglomus occultum
Lineage: Eukaryota; Fungi; Glomeromycota; Glomeromycetes; Paraglomerales; Paraglomeraceae
Source: the annotation of a GenBank genome assembly
AUGCAAUUCUCUCAAAUCACUGCUCUUUUCGUUCUCUGCGCUUUGCUCGGUCUUUCCUUUGCCGCACCAAUCGACUGCUCUGCCCACGGUAUUGAACGACGCCAAACUGAACAACAACUUCAAUCGGACACUGCACCUGUCACUAAUAAUGACGGCACGCUCUCAUUGUACAACCCGGCUGACAAAGGGACAGUAACUUCAAGGAAGUCAUUUUGUGUCGAGCUUGAAUAUACAGACGAAAUUCAGCAUGGAUGUGAGAGACAGAGGGAGAAGAGAGCAAAAAGAGAAUAA